Messenger RNA from Populus euphratica (Euphrates poplar), 1580 nucleotides. RefSeq names its product phosphatase IMPL1, chloroplastic. Gene Ontology annotation, biological process: inositol metabolic process; phosphatidylinositol phosphate biosynthetic process; signal transduction. Gene Ontology annotation, molecular function: inositol monophosphate 1-phosphatase activity. The record is from RefSeq and is a predicted model, not a curated record. NCBI's taxonomy places the organism in Eukaryota, Viridiplantae, Streptophyta, Magnoliopsida, Malpighiales, Salicaceae.
UAUUGAACGACGUGUAUCGCAUCAGGAACCAAACACCACUCAAUCACUAACAACCCUCAAUCCGACGUUAGAUUCCUAGUUAAUACUGACACAACAGGAUUUCAGAGAUACUUCAGAACCUGUGGCACAAACACAAGUACUACCACAAUCAAAUACCUCAAAAAGGUCCAAACUUUGUGCUUCAAAUGGUCACAAAAUCAUGAACUCCAUUAUUGGCAUUGAAAUGAGCAGGUCCGUAGUGUUUUCCACAAACAUUCCCCUUAAGUUUUCCCAAAAACCCAGAUCAUUUUCUCUCUUAAAUCACUCAAAAACUUUGGUUCCACAAAGAUUUAGUGAGAAUUCUCAAUGUGGGCUUCAAAGAUUUCAGCUUUUGAGCAUGAAACUAGCAAGAAAUGUGUGUAUAAAGGCUGCUUUAUCAGAGAUGAAGUAUCCUAAAGUGGCUGCUUCAUCAACUGGGCCUAUACCUCCCAGUCAGCUUAUUCAAGUUGUUGAGACUGCUGCUAAGACCGGUGCUGAGGUAGUGAUGGAUGCUGUUAAUAAGCCUCGAAAUAUCACAUAUAAAGGACUUACAGACUUGGUGACCGACGCAGACAAAAUGAGUGAGGCUGCUAUCUUAGAAGUUGUUACAAGGAAUUUUGGAGAUCACCUCAUUCUUGGGGAGGAGGGAGGAAUCAUAGGAGAUACAUUAUCUGAUUAUCUAUGGUGCAUUGAUCCUCUAGAUGGAACAACAAAUUUUGCUCAUGGUUAUCCUAGCUUUGCGGUUUCUGUGGGAGUUCUUUUUCAAGGAAAUCCUGCAGCUGCUUCAGUGGUGGAGUUUGUCAGUGAUCCUAUGGCUUGGGACACAUGCACAUUUUCUGCAACUGCCGGUGGAGGAGCAUUUUGUAAUGGCCAAAAAAUUCACGCAAGUCCAACUGCUCAGGUUGAGCAGUCUCUUCUCAUGACUGGCUUUGGAUAUGAACAUGAUGAUCCAUGGGCCGCUAACAUUGAACUAUUCAAGGAGUUUACUGAUGUCAGCAGGGGUGUUCAAAGGCUUGGUGCUGCUGCUGUUGACAUGUGCCAUGUAGCUCUUGGGAUUGUAGAAGCAUAUUGGGAGUAUCGUCUUAAGCCAUGGGAUAUGGCUGCUGGUGUUCUGAUAGUUGAAGAGGCUGGGGGGACAGUAUAUCGCAUGGAUGGUGGAAAGUUUUGUGGAUUUGAUAGAUCUGUUUUGGUGUCUAACGGUGUGUUGCAUGCCAAGCUUUUGGAGAGGAUUGCACCUGCCACUGAGAAACUGAAAAGCGAAGUAAUUGAUUUCUCAUUGUGGUAUAAGCCAGAAAAUUACCGCACUGAUCUUUGAAUUGACCUAGCAUUUAUUCUCAUUCGGAGCUUUGCUGCAGCAAGCAGGUGUUGCAUAUCGUGCACUAACUUGUUUUUUAUUUUUUUGAAUUUAUCUUAUAAUACAGGCUUCCAUCUUCAUUUAUAAGACUGUUUUGCACUUUUAAUUGUACCAGCUCCUUUUCAUGUUACCUGAUCAGUGCCAUCGAUUCUUCCUUAUCACCAUGUUCAUUCUUCAAAAAUAAAAGAAGAGAAUUAGUUUUAUGCAA